CGUACAGCCCCCAACCCACAUAUCUACUCAGCCCCCCCAAACUCAAACCCAAAGCCCCGUCCCCAAACAACGACAAAACUAAAACUAAAACUACUUAGAGAGAAAAAGCUGAAGCGUUCAUCUCUCUCUCUCUCUCGCUCUCGCUCUCGCCCACGUAGUUUUGAAUUGAAGGUUCUAAAUUCGAAAACCCUAGAUUCCUAAUUUGUUAGCCGUUGAUCUUAAAUAAAGUGUUGUUCCACCUGGACUUCCACCUCACUCUCCUAAACGCCAUGAAAGCAGGUGCUUCAUAGAUAUAUAUAUAAGAAUAAACGUGAUCUGUUAAAUUGUGAAUUUAAGGGGUGUUUUCUGGGCCAACAAAAAUGGGGACAGGGGAAGAGGGCACGCCUUCUAAGCCUUCCAAACAAGCUUCUACAGCUCAGGAAAUACCAACAACACCUUCAUAUCCUGAUUGGUCCAGCUCUAUGCAGGCUUAUUAUGGUCCUGGAGCUACUCCACCUCCCUUUUUCGCCUCUACUGUUGCUUCCCCAACUCCACAUCCCUAUAUGUGGGGAGCCCAACAUCCUAUGAUGCCGCCAUAUGGAACUCCAGUUCCAUACCCAGCCAUGUAUCCUCCAGGUGGAGUUUAUGCUCAUCCUAGUAUGGUCGCGACUCCAGCCUCAGCACAGACAAAUCCAGAGUUGGAAGGGAAGGGCCCAGAUGGGAAAGAGCGGGUUUCAACCAAAAAACCCAAGGGAACUGCAGGAAAUACAGGUUUGGUUGGUGGCAAGGCUGGGGAGAGUGGAAAAGCAACUUCAGGUUCAGGAAAUGAUGGCGCUUCACAAAGUGGUGAAAGUGGUAGCGAGGGUUCAUCAGAUGGCAGUGAAGAUAAUGCUAACCAACAGGAGUAUGGUGCAAACAAGAGGGGAAGCUUUGACAAGAUGCUUGCAGAUGGAGCAAAUGCACAGAAUACUGGGGCAAAUGUUCAAGCUUCAGUGCCUGGGAAGCCUGUCUCUAUGCCUGCUACUAAUCUGAAUAUUGGAAUGGACUUAUGGAAUGCAACCCCUGCAGGUGCUGGAGGAGCAAAAAUGAGAGCAAAUCCGUCAGGUGCUCCAUCGGCUGCGGGUGCUGAUCACUGGAUUCAAGACGAACGUGAACUGAAAAGACAGAAAAGAAAGCAAUCAAAUAGGGAGUCAGCUAGGAGGUCAAGAUUACGGAAGCAGGCAGAGUGUGAAGAGCUACAAGCAAGGGUGGAGACAUUGAGCAAUGAGAAUCAUAACCUUAGAGAUGAACUGAACAGGCUCUCAGAAGAGUGCGAGAAACUCACAUCUGAGAAUACUAAUAUAAAGGAAGAGUUGACACGAGUGUGCGGACCAGAUUUCGUAGCAAACCUUGAGCAGCAGCCUGGUGGUGGUGAGGGCAACAGUUGAGAAGGAAUUAAUUUCUCUUUGUAGUAACAGAAAUUUAUUGAGCUCCGGAAGCCAUGACCCUCACUCGAAUUGAGCGUAGAGCAUUUGUUUCCCUUACUAAUUUAUACACUUAACCCUUCUCUGUAACUGUAACGUUUAUUUAUCAACUUUCAACUGAGUUGGAUCCUCGGAGCCAUGCAAAUUGUUGUACCAUUGGAAAAGAGUAUAUAAUAGAUUGCUUCCAUUGACUAUUUA
Prunus avium (sweet cherry) is the source of this 1640-nucleotide messenger RNA. Lineage: Eukaryota; Viridiplantae; Streptophyta; Magnoliopsida; Rosales; Rosaceae. The record is from RefSeq and is a predicted model, not a curated record.